AUGAACAGAAUUCGGAUCCAUGUUUUGCCGUCAAGCCGAGGACGCCUCACUCCUGUGCCGCGGCCGCAGGAGCCUCUGUCAUGUGCUUUCACCCACCGCCAGUGCUCCCAGCCGCGGCUGGAGGGGCAGGAGUUCUGUAUUAAGCACAUUCUCGAAGACAGGAGCGCCCCUUUCAAGCAGUGCAGCUACGUUUCAACAAAGAAUGGAAAGCGGUGUCCCAACGCUGCGCCCAAACCAGAGAAGAAGGAUGGCGCGUCGUUCUGUGCGGAGCACGCCCGUAGGAACACUCUGGCGCUCCAAGCUCAGAUGAAGAAGUCCAAUCCUGGGCCUGUAAGCGAGACUCUCCUUUGCCAGCUUAGCUCUUACGCCAAAACAGAGCUGGGCUCCCAGACCGCAGAGAGCAGCCGCAGCGAAGCCAGUCGGAUCCUAGAUGAGGACAGCUGGAGCGAUGGCGAGCAGGACCCUAUCACAGUGGACCAGACGUGGCGAGGAGACCCAGACAGCGAGGCUGACAGCAUCGAUAGCGACCAGGAGGAUCCCUUGAAGCAUGCUGGCGUAUACACGGCUGAGGAGGUGGCGUUGAUCAUGCGAGAGAAGCUGAUCCGCCUGCAGUCUCUCUACAUUGACCAGUUCAAACGACUCCAGCACCUUCUGAAGGAGAAGAAGCGCCGAUACCUGCACAGCUGCAAGGGAGAACACGAGGCCCUAGGCAACAGCCUUCUGACGGGCCCGGAGGGGCUGAUGGCCAAGGAGCGUGAGAACCUGAAGCGCCUGAAGUGCCUGCGCCGCUACCGGCAGCGCUACGGCGUGGAGGCCCUGCUCCACCGGCAGCUGAAGGAGCGCAGGAUGCUGGCGACCGACGGCGCUGCCCAGCAGGCGCACACCACCCGCUCCAGCCAGAGGUGCUUGGCCUUUGUCGACGACGUCCGAUGCUCCAACCAGUCCCUCCCGAUGACCAGGCACUGCCUUAUGCACAUCUGCCAGGACACUAACCAGACUCUCUUUAAACCGUGUCAAGGCUCCGAGGAGGUGCCCUGCAACAAACCGGUUCCCGUGAGCCUUUCCGAGGAUCCGUGCUGCCCGCUCCAUCUCCGCUUGCCUCCGCAGAUGUACGUCCCCGAGCAGGCGCUGGCCGUCCCCGAGGAGCUGGAAGCUGCCCCCACGGACCUGUACUUGAGCGCCGCUGAGCUCCAGCCCACGGAGAGCUUGCCCCUGGAGUUCAGCGAUGACUUGGACGUGGUGGGCGAUGGCAUGCAGUGUCCCCCGUCCCCUCUGCUCUUCGAUCCUUCCGUGGCCCUCGAUCAGUCCCUCAGAGACGUUGCCGAGGCCCCCAUAGACAUACUGGCCCUGGAGGAGCCCUCCCACCCAGGCCUCGCUCCGCAGACGGCGCCGAUGGAGAGAGGAGGCUCCUCUGCCCACGUCUUCUCCCCGGCCGCCGAGCCCCCGGCCGAGCUGCCUGCGCAGGUGACACCGCGGAGGGACGGGGCUGGGGGCGUCCCGAGCGAGGCGGAGAACUCGGCCCUGGCCCAGGCCAACGAGAACCAGCGGGAGACGUACGAGCGCUGCCUGGACGAGGUUGCCAACCACGUGGUGCAGGCGCUGCUCAACCAGAAGGCCGCCCGCAGCCCCCACGGCAGCCCCACCAAGCUGCCCACCAAAGCGGGCGCCGGCAAAGCCGGGACGCCACGGGGUGAGGAGCCGGUGGGCGCCAAGGCGGCGGGGGUCCCCCGCAAAACACCACCGGCCCCCGAGCCUCCCGGCACGGGGCCACCACCAGGCGCUGCCGGACACUCGGCCAUCGAGGAGAAGGUGAUGAAGGGCAUCGAGGAGAACGUGCUGCGGCUGCAGGGGCAGGAGCGGGCGCCGGCGGGCGAAGCCAAGGGGAAGGCGGCUGGCGG
Nipponia nippon (crested ibis) is the source of this 1898-nucleotide messenger RNA. The record is from RefSeq and is a predicted model, not a curated record. Lineage: Eukaryota; Metazoa; Chordata; Aves; Pelecaniformes; Threskiornithidae.